This is a messenger RNA of Sodiomyces alkalinus F11, 531 nucleotides long. RefSeq names its product prenylated rab acceptor 1. Gene Ontology annotation, cellular component: Golgi apparatus. The coding region runs from base 1 to 531 and encodes 176 amino acids. Lineage: Eukaryota; Fungi; Ascomycota; Sordariomycetes; Glomerellales; Plectosphaerellaceae. The transcript has a single exon. The record is from RefSeq and is a predicted model, not a curated record.
AUGGCUAGUAUCCAGAUCCCUCUCGACGCCCUGACGUCGCGCUUCAACUUUCAGGACCGCUUCUCCAGCCUGUCUUCCACCACCUUUGGCGGCCGCUUCUCGAACCUGAGGCCCAUCUCCGAGUUCCUCGACUUCAAGCGUGUCGCCAAGCCCGCCAACUUUGGCGAAGUCCAGUCCCGCGUCAACUACAACCUGAGCCACUACUCCAGCAACUAUGCCGUCGUCUUCGCCAUGCUCAGCAUCUACGCGCUGCUGACCAAUUGGCUCCUCUCGUUCGUCAUCAUCCUCGUGGUUGCCGGCAUGUACAUCAUUGGCCGCCUGGACGGCAGGGACCUCGAGAUCGGCACCUUCCGCGCCACGACGUCCCAGCUCUACACGGGUCUUCUCGUUGUCGCCGUGCCUCUGGGCCUCAUCGCGUCUCCCUUCUCGACGCUGCUCUGGCUCAUUGGCGCAUCUGGCGUGGUCAUCCUCGGCCACGCUUCGUUUAUGGAUAAGCCGAUCGAUGAGGCUUUUUCCGGGGAGGCGGUCUAG